Molecule: messenger RNA, 3662 nt
Organism: Sesamum indicum (sesame)
Lineage: Eukaryota; Viridiplantae; Streptophyta; Magnoliopsida; Lamiales; Pedaliaceae
Product: putative alpha-mannosidase At5g13980
Biological process (GO): mannose metabolic process
Molecular function (GO): alpha-mannosidase activity; carbohydrate binding
Source: RefSeq, a predicted model, not a curated record
UUCUUUAUCCCAAUAUACUUUUGUCCCACUCACAGUCCACUCCCCAUCCCACCACACUCAAGUCCGCCACUCACAGUCCACUCCCCAUCCCACCACACUCAAGUCCGGACAGGGUCAAGGCAGUCAGAACAAAGGAGAUGACUCACUAUCCAAACAAAAACAUUAGAAGCAAAGACAGCUAGCUGCUCACUUCUGGCUUCAUCAAAGUAAGUAAAGACACCCGCACCGCCACCUCCAUUUCCAGACCGAGAUGAAGAAGAGAAGUAAAGAGGCAAAACAAUUGGUGAUGAUGGGUGUGCUACUGCUAUUGCUAUUCCUAAUUGAGCUUGUUCACUGCAAAUACAUGGUCUACAACACCUCGCAGGCGAUAGUCCCCAACAAGCUCAACGUUCAUUUGGUGCCUCACACACACGACGAUGUUGGGUGGCUGAAGACCGUAGAUCAGUAUUACGUUGGUUCCAACAAUUCUAUUCAGGGAGCAUGCGUCCAAAACGUCUUGGAUUCUCUCGUCUCUGCUCUCUUGGCUGACAAGAAUCGCAAAUUUAUUUACGUUGAGCAGGCAUUUUUUCAGCGCUGGUGGAGGGAACAGAGUGAAGCAAUCCAGCUCAUAGUCCGGCAGCUUGUCAGCUCGGGUCAGCUGGAAUUCAUAAAUGGGGGAAUGUGCAUGCACGAUGAGGCGACCACGCAUUACAUCGACAUGAUAGAUCAGACAACUCUCGGACAUCGUUUUAUUAAAGAGCAGUUUGGCGUGACACCAAGAGUAGGAUGGCAAAUUGACCCUUUUGGACAUUCUGCUGCACAGGCUUACUUAUUAGGGGCAGAACUUGGAUUUGACUCACUUUUCUUUGGACGAAUUGACUAUCAAGAUAGGACAAAGCGUAAAACUGAGAAGAGCCUGGAGGUCAUUUGGCAGGGCUCCAAGAGCCUUGGUUCUUCUGCACAGAUUUUUGCUGGUGCUUUCCCAGAGAACUAUGAACCACCCUCAGGUUUCUAUUUUGAAGUUAAUGAUGCCUCACCCAUUGUUCAAGAUGAUAUUACAUUGUUUGACUACAAUGUUCAAGAGCGAGUUGAAGACUUUGUAGCUGCUGCAUUGUCCCAGGCAAACAUAACUAGGACAAAUCACAUCAUGUGGACCAUGGGCACUGACUUUAAGUACCAAUAUGCACAUACAUGGUUCCGCCAGAUGGACAAGCUCAUUCAUUAUGUUAACAUUGAUGGACGAGUGAAUGCACUAUACUCCACACCAUCUAUAUAUACCAAUGCAAAGCAUGCUACUGAACAGAUUUGGCCUUUAAAGACUGAUGACUUCUUCCCGUAUGCAGACCGUGUAAAUGGUUACUGGACUGGGUACUUCACAAGCAGACCAGCAGUGAAGCGCUACGUCAGAGUGCUGAGUGGCUAUUAUUUGGCUGUAAGGCAACUCGAGUUCUUUAAAGGAAGAAAUAGGUCUGGUUCAAGCACAGACUUACUAGGUGAUGCUUUGGCAAUUGCACAGCAUCAUGAUGCAGUAACGGGAACAGAGCAGCAACAUGUGGCUAAUGAUUAUGCGAAAAGAUUAUCCAUGGGCUAUGUGGAGGCUGCGGAGCUGGCUGCGUCAUCACUGGCAUGCUUGGUUGAGCCCUCAGCAUCUGCUGGAUGUGAUAAUACCACAAAAUUUCAACAGUGUCCACUUCUGAAUAUAAGUUACUGUCCUCCAUCAGAAAUCGACCUUUCUAACAGGAAAAACCUGGUUGUUGUUAUCUACAAUGCUCUUGGAUGGAAGCGGGAAGAUGUAAUCCGUAUACCUGUUAUGCAUGAAGAUAUUGCCGUUCGCGAUUCUGCUGGUAGAGUAAUUGAGUCGCAGCUAGUUCCUUUAUCCGAUACUCAUGUAAGCUUGAGAAACUACCAUGUUAAGGCUUACCUGGGCCAUACACCAAGAAAGACACCAAAAUACUGGCUCGCAUUUACUGCAUCCGCACCACCUCUUGGAUUUAGUACGUAUACUAUUUCUAGUGCCAAAACCAAAGGUGUUGGAUCAGCAAGAUCAUCCAUACAAUUGUUUCAAAAUAGUGACAGAUCUACUUCUUUUGAAGUGGGUCAUGAGCAUCUGAAGCUCAUCUUCUCUUCUGAAGGAGGGAAACUUGCUCAUUAUGUUAAUCACAGAAGUGGGGUCAAUGAAAGUAUUCAGCAGUCAUUUAGCUUCUACUCCGGAUACAAUGGAAGUGAUGAAGAUCCUCAGUCAUCUGGAGCAUAUGUCUUCCGACCCAAUGGAACAUUUGCCAUAAAUCCGCAAAAGCAGGGUGUUAUGACAGUAAUACGUGGACCAAUUAUUGAUGAAGUUCACCAAGUGAUUAGUCCAUGGAUCUAUCAGAUCAAUCGCCUUUACAAGGGAAAGGAGCACGUUGAAGUUGAAUUCUCUGUUGGCCCUAUUCCUGUUGAUGAUGGGAUUGGAAAAGAAGUAGUGACUCAAAUCACUACUAACUUGGAGUCCAAUAAGACUUUCUAUACUGACUCUAAUGGUCGUGAUUUUAUUAAAAGGAUUCGUGAUUAUAGGGCGGAUUGGGACCUGAAAGUGAAUGAACCUGCUGCCGGGAAUUAUUACCCUAUAAAUCUUGGAAUCUAUGUCAAAGAUAAUAAGAAAGAACUUUCAGUUUUGGUGGAUCGAGCUGUGGGAGGAUCAAGUUUAGUAGAUGGCCAAAUCGAGCUGAUGCUUCACAGGAGAUUACUUCGUGAUGACGGUAAAGGAGUUGCAGAGGCUUUAAAUGAAACAGUCUGUAUUGAUAAUCAGUGCAAGGGAUUAACAAUCCAAGGAAAGUAUUAUUAUAAGAUCGAUCAACUUGGAGAGGGUGCUAAGUGGCGUCGCUCAGCUGGCCAGGAGAUAUAUUCCCCAUUUCUUUUAGCCUUCACUGAACAGUUCUUGGUGCAGGAUGAAGAUAACUGGAUGAGUUCUCAUGUACCCACUUUCUCUGCAAUAGACUCCUCCUAUAGGUUACCUGAUAAUGUGGCUAUUUUGACUUUACAGGAGCUGACUAACAAAGAGGUUCUUCUACGCUUGGCCCAUCUAUAUGAGAUUGGGGAGGACAAGGAACUCUCAGUGAUGUCACAAGUUGAGCUGAAAAAGCUUUUCCGGAGCAAGCAGAUUGGUAAAGUAGUGGAGACGAGCUUGUCAGGCAACCAAGAAAGGUCAGAGAUGGAGAAGAAAAGACUGGUGUGGAAGGCAGAAGGGUGGGAUGGAGAAUCCAAGUUGACAAGAGGAGGAGCUGUGGAUCCUGGGGAACUCCUGGUGGAACUUGCUCCCAUGGAAAUCCGGACUUUUGUCAUUCAUUUUGAUGACAUGUUCAUUCAAGAUGUUGGUGGAGGAAGCACAAUGCUUAAAAGUUGUCUGUAAGAGACUGGGAGUGAUGUAGCAAAAAAUUGUAACAAACGUACAAGAUUUCGGUGGUUCUGUUUUUUCCUUUUACUUUUUUAUGGUUUCGGAAUCCAAAUCAACUCCUCUAGUCUGUAGACUCCCAACCUCUACCUGGCAGGACUAUGGAUGUUGUUUGGCUAUGUUUAAAUUGUAAGAGUAAUGUGCCAAAAUAAGAUAAAGUAUUAAUAGGUGUUGAGAAUCUGGGAAUGUAUGUGGCAACACCUAUUAAAAGCUUGAUUGAUGAAAAAUUCUAUACAAAAUUUGAAGGGUCAAA